Molecule: messenger RNA, 2213 nt
Organism: Sander lucioperca (pikeperch)
Lineage: Eukaryota; Metazoa; Chordata; Actinopteri; Perciformes; Percidae
Gene: gpr142
Product: G protein-coupled receptor 142
Exons: 3
Coding region: 217-1314 (365 amino acids)
Biological process (GO): G protein-coupled receptor signaling pathway
Cellular component (GO): membrane
Molecular function (GO): G protein-coupled receptor activity
Source: RefSeq, a predicted model, not a curated record
UCUGCUCACUCGUUGCAGUGAUGAACAGGCUGUUUGGACUCCACUUCUCCUCCUCCUUUCUUUCUCUGCCCUCCUCUACAUCUCCUCAGCGGGUGUCCAGCACCGAUGUCGGGGACUCUGUAGGAGCACCUAGGGGAACGACAGAGCAAAGGAGCGGCUGUAAUCCAGGUGGAGAAUCGCUGUGAAAACUGGAUGUGAAGGGGAAGCGCCAAGGUCAUGACCGACUGGUCCAAUGUGACAGUGUCCGGCCACCAGGAGCUGGGCCUGAAACCAGAGGAGCUGCCCAAGUCCAAAUGUGUCCUUGGCUUUAUCCCUGUCAUCUACUACAGCAUUCUGCUUUGUGUGGGAGUACCAGUGAACAUCCUCACAGCCGUAGCUUUAUCCAGACUGGCAUCCCGCACCAAGAAAGCUCUGUACUACUACCUUUUGGCGGUGACGGGCUCAGAUAUUCUCUCCCAGCUCUUCAUCAUCUUUGUCGGCUUCCUGCUGGAGACGGCGGUUUUUCACCGCGAUGUCCCCACGCUCCUGCUGCACUCCGUCAGUGCCGCUGAGUUCGCUGCCAACCACGCCUCCAUCUGGUCCACAGUGCCCCUCACCGUGGACCGCUAUGUGGCGCUGUGCCACCCCCUCCUCCACCGCCAGAUCAGCUACCCGGCCCGGGCCAGGAAGAUCAUCGCGGGGGUGCUGGCAUUAUCUCUCGUAUCGGGCGUGCCCUUCUUCUGGUGGUCGGACAUGUGGAGGAACAGCGACCCGCCCACAGCCCUGGACACCAUCCUCAUAUGGACGCAUGUGACUAUCAUCUACUUCCUGCCCUGCAGCAUCUUCUUAGUGCUGAACUCUCUAAUAAUCCAUACGCUGAGGGUGAGGAAGACGCAGCAGCACUGCCAGGAGGAGCGCGGGCCCAAGUCUGCGCCUCCUCGACGACUCGGGAAAACCACGGCCAUGCUGCUGGCCAUCACCUCCGUGUUCUCCGUGCUGUGGGCUCCCAGGACUGUGGUGGUCAUCUACCACCUGUACGUGUCCUCGGUUCACCGGGACUGGCGUGUCCACCUGGCCUACGACCUGUCCAACAUGCUGGCCAUGCUCAACACUGCCGUCAACUUCUUCCUGUACUGCUUUGUCAGUAAGCCUUUCCGCGGCGCCGUGCGGGACGUCCUGCUGCUCAGGGGGGCCCCGCUGUAUACCCGCCGCGCUCUGCCUCACCCGCAGGCUCCCACCAACGCCUCCAUCUCCUCUCUGUACAGUGGGAACAACAAGCGCUCGCAGCGGGACUCCAUCCCCUUGUCACCUCGCAGGACCAGAAAGCCCUCGUGACCCUGUGCCCCCUUCUCUUAAUCCAAAACACCCAUCGUCCCACGACCCCUGAGCACUUCUGACCCCCGAGACGCACACAGCAUUCCAGCUACGACCGUGGACAGCUGCCAGUCAGCCCUCAAGCUUUUCUUAAAGUCGCCUAAACUGUACUCACAAGAAGUAUGUUUUUUGUAUUCUAAUAUGUCACUGGGUGUUGUUUGGCCAUGUAAAUCAGAUGACAGCCUAUUUAUUUUUCCUCAGAAGAAUUUGAAAAAAAUGUAAAGUUUGUUUUUAGCACUUUUUUCUUUUCCAUACAUGGUAGUAAUGUGACAAAAUAUGUUUUAUAUUGUCACGAUUGAGAAGAAGAGAUUUACAGUUUGUUUUCUCUGUGGUUAAUUCGGUAGUUAGAUCACUAGUAGGUGAUUAGGGAAAAAAUGGAAGGAAAGAAAAAUGAUAUUUUGCAUGCUGCUACAGUCAGUGUAAUCCAUUCAUCUACCCAGCCUUGAAUUCAACCUACUUUACCCUGCUAUUAUAUCUACUCUGGAAGCAGCCAAGAGGGAGAGUUUUAAUUUGAACUGGCUGCUAUGUCUGCUGUUGUGUAAAGAUGCUGAAUGCCCAAAAGACAAUCUGCCCUGCUGAGCAUUGCCAAUCGAGCAAAGAAACCACACUCUGUCUCUGCAGCAUGCUCCCAGGCACAAAAACCCCAGCUGCUAAGCUGUUGUUUAUUUUUCAUGAAAUGCAACUCGAUGGAGCCUUAAAUGAAAGCUUGCUGUUUAAGCGGCAGGAGAGUGAAGACCCUGCUCUUCAAACAGCCCCUCCGCUACAUCCCCAACAUGGCCUCAGCUCUGGCUAAAUAAACCACAGAUUAGUCUGAUGGUCUGCGCAAACACACACACACACACACACACACACACACACAC